AUGGAUGAACCUCUGGAUCUGAGCACGUAUCGUGGCAGCGUGCGGAUUGCAACCGAGGCCAUGAACGACCCUAUCGUCACACCCGCUAGCGAGAUCCCGACAGAUACUCUGGAACAGUAUCGAAACCUACUCAACACCGACGUCAAUGAGGCAUUCACAGUGUGGACUCGUUCCUACAACAACCUAUCCAGUGGUGGUGCAGAUGCGUUUGUCGUCUUGGCACAGGUCAUCUCCGAGGCCGCUUUCAAUCAUGAUAUAAUACCUCGCGAGAUUCUUGGUACAGGUGGCGCCUCCGAUUUUUGCGAGGCAGUCAUCUCUCAACGCAAUUACUGGUUCUACGACCAACAUCCGAGCCUGAUCUACGCCAUCCUUACCAUCAUCGACGGGAUCCAUCUUGCUGCAGCGAGUAUCGCCCGCUCUACUGGCGAUCGCACCAUCACUCGACAUCCAGAACUCGUACAUCUCGUAGGUGUACUAGCAACGUCGGCCUGGGCACACCGCGGGAUAUUUGUCGAUGGUGGCCGCUCGGAUGGCUACUGCAUCGGAUGGGCAAAGGCACUCCGUAUGCGUAUGCUCAGCUUCUUGCCGCUCAUGUACCCCUGUAUCAUAGAAACGUCCGAUGCAUGCAUGGAUUACAGCCGCUUGGUUAUCCUCUGUUGGUAUCACUCCCCAGACUCGGCAAGCGCCGAUAUCAACUUCUCCAACGCCUUUCGGCAUCUUCCACCUAGGUCCGCCGAAGAGCAAACAACCACUGGACCUCUACUAGACGACGACGAUCUAGAGCCCGAGCCCGUUAAUCCGAAUUACAAUUCUCACAGGGUCGCUUGGCUAUUCACGCAACACGACAUCAUCGAAGUAUAUGGACUAGAGAACUUCCUUCGGCGUGUGGACGCUACGAUCCGGCAACCUCUGUUACGCGAUCGCUUCCUCUUUCUCUUCUUGCAGAACAUAGAGAAAUGGUUUCCGCACCCGCAGAUACUGCCACGCGCGGCAGCCUCUGGGAUUCUCACUGGGCUCCGCGAUGCAGUCGAACGACAAGCAUUGCACGGGGAAGAUGGGUUUCAAUGGUUGACUACGGUCGAUUUCAUGCUUAUUGCCCAAUUCGUAUCUGCACUGUUGCCUGCAGCGGAUGGUGCUGCGUAUGUCAUUCGCGAUUGUGCGAUUGUCGAACUUCUGGCGCGAGGGACGCGCCUUGCCGCUCAUUUGCGGUCUACGGAACCCGAUUCCAGCGCCGUCGAGCAAAGAGACGCAUAUGAUUCCUGUAUACUCUCGUUGAAGAGGUUCUCCACCAUCGCGCAAGCCGUCAACAUGCGAGCCGGAAAGAACAACCUUCGAAAGAUCCUUCGCCAAGCAAUGCGCCGCGAGUGGUAUCCGACGUUGUUACACAUACGCGACGUGCAGACGCUCAUCUUAAGUAAUCAUCGUGCCAAAUACACGAGCCUAGUGUCGGCCUGGAAAACCUUUGGAGAGGUCGUGGGGAUGGAUGAAGCGCAGGCGAAGAAGGAUCACGACCAUAAGGUCAAAAGAGAUGCGCGAUUCUGUUCGUGGGCCGAUUGUCAGUAUCACGGCAGUCCUCCUCCAAACCUUCUGGCGUGCAAGGGAUGCGGGGAAGUCCGGUAUUGCUCCAAGAGCUGUCAACGCAAGGAUUGGUAUAAUGGAAGGCACAAACUUCGCUGCAGACGGCUGAAACAGACAUGA
Molecule: messenger RNA, 1698 nt
Organism: Peniophora sp. CBMAI 1063
Lineage: Eukaryota; Fungi; Basidiomycota; Agaricomycetes; Russulales; Peniophoraceae
Source: the annotation of a GenBank genome assembly